CACCCGCAUAUAUGGGAGCGUGGCUAGCGCCUCCGAGGAAGCUGUAGUCGCUCGUUGGAAGUAGCCGCCGAAGGCAGUCGGUCAUCGCUGCCGUUGGGAAAGGACAAGUGAAUCAAACCCUAAACCGAGACCUCGGUCGAGGUCGUCGAUGGCGUCGUUUGCGGAGGCUCCUCCUGGCGAACCGAAGGCCGGGGAGAAGAUCUUCAAGACCAAGUGCGCGCAGUGCCACACCGUCGAGAAGGGGGCCGGACACAAGCAAGGACCUAAUCUGAACGGUCUGUUUGGGAGGCAAUCUGGUACUACACCUGGUUAUUCAUACUCUGCUGCAAACAAGAACAUGGCUGUGAUAUGGGAGGAGUCGACUUUGUAUGAUUACUUGCUUAAUCCUAAAAAGUACAUUCCUGGUACCAAGAUGGUUUUCCCCGGACUGAAGAAGCCACAAGAACGUGCGGACCUUAUUGCUUAUCUUAAACAGUCCACAGCACCUUAAUUCCAUUGCAUCCUAUUUUAUUGCGGACAAUUUUUUGGGCUUAUAAGACCUCGAGGGUCACCUCGCUUGUUCAAAGCAGUGGAGCCAUGUAAACAUUUUCUUUUCUUUUUGAGUUCCUCUUUAAUUGUUUCCUUCUAUUAAGGGAUUGUUUCCUCUGAGAUAAAUCUAUUUUGACUGUAGAAUUAGACUGCCCGGGAGUACCAAUACUCUAUAUGAUGAGAUCGUUGGUGAUGUUUGUCAGAUCCCCAAGAACAAAUAACCGUUAUUCAGGACAAUGGAUUACUGUUUUGGAUGUUAACA
Molecule: messenger RNA, 790 nt
Organism: Elaeis guineensis (African oil palm)
Lineage: Eukaryota; Viridiplantae; Streptophyta; Magnoliopsida; Arecales; Arecaceae
Product: cytochrome c
Molecular function (GO): electron transfer activity; heme binding
Source: RefSeq, a predicted model, not a curated record